AUGUUCGUCCUCCUUGCUUUCCACGGUAGAAAUCCAGCUCGAGAGAUCAGAGUUGUUGAUUGUCUCGUCGAAAGUGGUCUCGUUCGACAUGAACACGGUUGCUGUACCGUCGCUGCCGAAAAUGACACCGCCCAUCAUCACCGAGUCCACACGCUCGAUGUAUCCUUCGUUGGCCAGACCCGUGUAAAUGUCGUCUGUUCCUUGGAAAUCGUGGAUCGUGGAGUAGAAAUGCGUCGAUUCGGUCGUGUUGAGGAUCUCAAAGAUAUCAAACUCUCCUCCGCCGGAAGCCCAAGCCGAACAGUUGGAGUUGGUAGCAUACUGCGCAGUACGUGGGAUGUGCGCGUUCAAAAGCCAGAUGGCUGGCAUGUUGUAGUUUUCCACGUCCUUGUUGUCGGAGUCGUCCUGUGGAGCCAAAAAUUGGAACAGGAACAUCUUGGUUGUACCGUAGUAUCCAUGGAAAGCAGGAAUACCGUCUCUGUAAACACCACAGUCCUUGCCGAAGCCGGACUUUCCGCACGAGACGUUCGACAUGAUCACAAACUCGUCUCCGGAUUGGAUGGUGACGUUGCUGAGCACCGUGCUCUCUGUAGCCUGAGAAACACCGUCAGAGUCGAUAUAAUCUAG
Messenger RNA from Ogataea philodendri, 624 nucleotides. RefSeq lists its product as uncharacterized. The record is from RefSeq and is a predicted model, not a curated record. Bases 1 to 624 code for a protein of 207 amino acids. NCBI's taxonomy places the organism in Eukaryota, Fungi, Ascomycota, Pichiomycetes, Pichiales, Pichiaceae. The transcript has a single exon.